Messenger RNA from Panicum virgatum (switchgrass), 2752 nucleotides. Its product is annotated as endoribonuclease Dicer homolog 2a-like. The record is from RefSeq and is a predicted model, not a curated record. Gene Ontology annotation, molecular function: RNA binding; ribonuclease III activity. Gene Ontology annotation, biological process: rRNA processing; siRNA processing. Gene Ontology annotation, cellular component: nucleus; cytoplasm. The transcript has 9 exons. The coding region runs from base 184 to 2484 and encodes 766 amino acids. NCBI's taxonomy places the organism in Eukaryota, Viridiplantae, Streptophyta, Magnoliopsida, Poales, Poaceae.
UCAAAAGGCGCGCACCGAAGCGACGCGGCGGCGACCGCGGUUUCCUUCUGUCGUAAGUCUCUCUCGCCGUCGUCGGGUGCGCGCACGAGUCAAGCGACGACAGCAACUGAGCCCAAGCGCCGCCACCCGCACCGGUUCCGUUCGCCUCCCUCCUCGCCCAACCUCUCACCAGUCGCCACCGCCAUGGGCGGCUCCGCCGGCGCCGGCGCCUGCGUGGCUGAUGCGCGGGGAGGAGGACCUCCGCCGGAAGCCGACGAAGGGGCCGGCGGCAACGCUGCUGAGGAGGAAUAUCAGCAUGGACAGCCUGUCUACUUUCCAGAGGAACUAGUGGACAAUUGGGUGUCUUUUUCUCGUCGCGGCGUGUAUUAUUGCUACAACAUCUCCUUGCGAUGGUGUUUGAACACAACCGCUACUCCAGCAGACAUAAUAUUAGCUGUCAAAUGCGACAUGGGUCCUGAAUUCCUCUGUAACUCAUUUAACUCCGGUGGUGUUCAUGUUACCAUUAGGUACAUGAGUAUCGUUCAUCUAAAUCAAGAACAGGUCAUUUUUGCGAGAAGAUUUCAGACCACCAUUCUUUCUUUGCUCAUUGGCAAUGGCCAUUCGGAGGUCAAAGAUGCUAUAAAAUACUUUCAUGAGCUACAAGUAUCUGUAGGCGUUGUCUAUCUACUUCUGCCUUCAGUUUCUGGCAAGAUUGAUUGGUGUGGUAUCAAGUUCUCAACCUCAUCAGUAUAUGAUGCGACUGAAAAAGAUAUGGGACAUUGUCAUUCUUGUAAAGAUGCUGAUUUACUGCAGACAAUGGAUGGCCCUUGCUGCAGGUGCAUGCUUCAGAAUUCUGUUGUCUAUAUCCCUCGUGAUGGAAAAUUUUAUAAUAUUACAGGGUUCCUUGACUCAAACGAAAAUAAUCCGCUGCAUUUGAGAGACAAGAGUGUUGUUGGCUCCGAAAGAUGUGGCCUAUGUUUAACCUCUGAAAGCCACCCACUAUUGGUUGCCAGUGCACUAUUCACAGUGCAAAAUUUCCUCUACAAGUGCUACGGAAAAGGGAAAGAAACUAGCUGUAGAAUUGCUGUUAAGUUGCCACCUGAACUCUGCAGAGUAGUCAUGGCGCCAGUGUCAACAAAUAUUUUGUGCAGCUUCUCAUUUGUUCCUUCCAUAAUGUAUCGUAUCCAGUGUCUGCUUCUUUCUGCAAAGUUGAAAAUCCAGUUGGGCCCGAGAAUGCAACAGUUCAACAUAACAGCUCUGAAGAUUUUGGAAGCGCUUACAACAAAGGAAUGCCAGGAGGAAUUUUCACUGGAAUCAUUAGAAACACUUGGGGAUUCUUUCCUUAAGUAUGUUACAGGCCAGCAUCUUUUUAGCAAAUACAAGCAUCGAGAGGGCAAGCUAACCUCCAUGAGAAAAAAAUUGGUCUCCAACAAAACUCUAUGCCAGCUUGCUUGCAAUAGGAAUCUUGUGGGGUACAUUCGGGGUGAAGAGUUUAAUCUGAAAAAAUGGAUCAUUCCAGGACUUGGUUAUGACAUAUGUGGUAACACCAAAUGUUUGUUCCUAUUAACAAAUAAUAUGUACGCACUGAAGGAAAUAUCCAUAAAAAGAAAGAGAAUUGCAGAUACAGUCGAAGCCUUGAUUGGGGCCUAUCUCAGUGCUUCUGGUGAACAGGCAGCAUUUCAUUUCAUGAAAUCACUAGGAAUGGAUUUAGAACUGCAUAAUGAAAUGCAAGAUGAAAGGAAAAUUAGAACAAAAUCUGAAGAAAUCAUUGAUGUGAGAAGCUUAGAGACGAUGCUCGGUUACGCUUUCAAUGAUCGUUCACUGUUAAUAGAAGCACUGACACAUGGUUCCUACAAUAACGCUGGCCCUUGCUAUGAGAGGCUUGAGUUUCUUGGAGAUGCGGUAUUGGACCACAUAUUAACUGAUUAUUUCUACAAACAGUACUACCCUGGAUGUACACCAGCAUUGUUGACAAAUCUACGGAAAGCUUCUGUGAACAACUGUUGCUAUGCACAUGCAGCUGUUAAAGCAGGAUUACACAAGCAUAUUCUUCAUUCUUCAUCAAAAAAGAUGAUUAGCGACCUUGAGAAUUCGGGGCGGUCAUUUUCAGGCCCAUCGCAUGGUUGGGAACCUGGCAUUGGUCUACCUGAGGACCUUGCAGAUUUGAUUGAAUCAAUAGCUGGUGCGAUUUACCUCGACAGCAAGCAUAAGAAGGAGGUUGUCUGGAGAGCCAUGAGACGCCUACUGGAACCUCUUGCCACCCCAAAGACUGUGGAACUGUACCCGGUGUCGGAACUGAAAGAAAUAUGCGAGCACAGAAAAUACCCUAAGCCGUUAUAUUCUCCAACUCGUGAUAAUGGAGUUGGAGUAACAAGGGUAGUUGCAGAGGUGAAGGCUGCAGGGACAGUGUACUAUGCAACUGGAGAAGGCUGCAACAAGAAAGUGGCGGAAAUUUUGGCCGCAAAGGCUCUGCUCCAGAAACUGAAGGCCGCAUCUGUGGCAUGAAGCUUGGAGCAGCAGCAUUAGUUUUUUAGUUACCUACGCUCCUAUAGUUGUUUUUGCAGUGGAUUAAGUCUGGUCGUUCUUGAGCGCUGCAGCUUGUGGGAAACGUGAAGGUUUGAGCGCUGCCUCUGUCAAAAGCUGCUUCUUUAGAAUAGAUGGUCUCCGUUCAUGUUAGUAGUUGAUACAUGUUCACAAUUUAAGUUUGUACAUAUAACAAAUGUACAUCAAGACGUCAUGACCAUUCCAGUAUCAAGCCUACAUUUUCUAGAUA